Messenger RNA from Aspergillus japonicus CBS 114.51, 362 nucleotides. RefSeq lists its product as uncharacterized. NCBI's taxonomy places the organism in Eukaryota, Fungi, Ascomycota, Eurotiomycetes, Eurotiales, Aspergillaceae. The transcript has a single exon. The coding region runs from base 104 to 331 and encodes 75 amino acids. The record is from RefSeq and is a predicted model, not a curated record.
UGUGUUCAUCCUAUGGCGGUGCUAACAGCGACCGCUCUGGGGAGACAAGUACUACGGUCUGAGCCCGCGUUUCUUGCGGCGUCUGGAGAGUUCACUCUUGUUGAUGGACGCGCUGCCAAUGGUUGUUUUUCUCGGCUUAUUAUUCUUUUGUGCUGUUGGGUCAGAUAAUCCUGUAGGGACUGAGGGAAUGAUUGGGGAUGUUGUUGUACAGAUGAGGGAAAAGGGCGAAUUAGGCUUAGGGUGGAAGCGAUCAAUCGACCGGAGAUGCCAGCCGUGUAUCCUGAGGUACUGUCAAUGGAGCCAGACUCUAGCCAUCGUCCAGGGCUUGUAGGAUCUAUCUACAUAGUAUGUAUAGAUAAAGC